This is a messenger RNA of Amphiprion ocellaris (clown anemonefish), 5665 nucleotides long. Its product is annotated as extended synaptotagmin-2-like. The record is from RefSeq and is a predicted model, not a curated record. Gene Ontology annotation, biological process: lipid transport. Lineage: Eukaryota; Metazoa; Chordata; Actinopteri; Pomacentridae. Gene Ontology annotation, molecular function: lipid binding. Bases 173 to 2977 code for a protein of 934 amino acids. The transcript is spliced from 25 exons.
CUCGCCGAGACGGGCUGGUCGGACGAACCGAGCAGAGUAGAGGGCUGUCGGAGUUUCUGCGGUCGGCAUGCAGUGGAGCGGACCGGCGGAGUGAAUUUUACUUUAUUUUCCAGGGAAGAGCGAAUGUCGCAGACGGAUACCGGUGAGCGUGCUGCCGGUUUGACGGGGGGAAAUGAGUAACAGGAUGGAGGGUUCGGCGGGACCAGGCGUCAGGGCCAACGGACCCAUCUCGGCGCCCAGCAACCCGGUGGGGUCUACCACGGGCCCACCUCUGUCCCCAGAGGAGCUGGACGAAGAGCAGCAGUCCUCACUGACGGACGUCACUCAAAUGUGGAUUAAAUUUGCCAAGACGUUUGCCAUCAUCUUCCCCAUCUACGUCUUGGGAUACUUUGAGUUCAGCUUCAGCUGGGUUCUGAUUGGACUCGCCAUGCUGUUCUACUGGAGGAAGAACCACGGCACUAAGGACUACAGGAUAAACCGAGCCUUAGCAUUCCUGGAGCAUGAGGAGAAAGCAGUGAGGCAAAGUGUGCCGACCACUGAGCUGCCACCAUGGGUCCAUUAUCCAGAUGUGGAGAGAGUGGAGUGGCUGAAUAAGACGGUGAAGCAGAUGUGGCCGUUCAUCUGCCAGUUCGUGGACAAGCUGUUCAGAGAGACCAUCGAGCCGGCAGUGAAGGGCGCCAACCCCCAUCUCAGCUCCUUCUGCUUCACCAAGAUCGACAUGGGCGACAAGCCGCUGAGAGUGAACGGUGUGAAAGUUUACACGGAAAAUGUGGACAAGAGGCAGGUCAUCAUGGACCUGGAGAUCAGUUUUGUUGGGAAUACGGAGAUCGACGUGGACAUCAAGAAGUACUACUGCAGGGCUGGAAUCAAAAGUAUACAACUUCAUGGAGUGAUGAGAGUGGUGAUGGAGCCUCUACUGGGGGACAUGCCGCUGAUCGGAGCCCUUUCUGUCUUUUUCCUUAAGAAACCGUUGCUGGACAUCAAUUGGACGGGACUCACAAACAUGUUGGACAUUCCUGGUGUCAACGGUUUGUGUGACAGCAUCAUCCAGGACAUCAUCUACAGCUACCUGGUGCUGCCCAACCGCAUCACCAUCCCUCUGGUGGGAGAGGCCCAGCUGGCCCAGCUCCGCUUCCCCAUUCCCAAGGGCCUGCUGAGGAUCCACUUCAUCGAGGCUCAGGACCUGCUGGGUAAAGACAAGUUCCUGGGAGGGCUGAUCAAAGGCAAGUCCGACCCGUACGGAGUCAUCAAGGUCGGGACGGACCUGUUCCAGAGCAAAGUGAUCCACGAGACGGUCCAUCCGAAAUGGAACGAAGUGUACGAGGCUUUGGUGUACGAUUCCUCAGGACAGAAUAUGACGAUUGAGCUGUUUGAUGAAGACACCGAUAAAGACGACUUCCUGGGAAGUCUGGGGAUCGACGUGGCUGAAGUCCAGAAGGAACAGAAGGUCGAUGAGUGGUUUGUACUGGAAGAUGUGGCUACAGGGAAGCUGCACCUCAAACUGGAGUGGCUGUCUCUGCUGAGCACACCUGAGAAGCUGGACCAGGUGCUGACGAGCAUCAGGGCCGACCGCGGUCACGCCAACGACGGCCUUUCAUCAGCGCUGCUCGUCAUCUUCCUGGAUUCAGCCAGAAACCUGCCGAGCGUCUUCGAGGGGAACUUGGGCUCCGGAUACUUAAAAGAGAGGCGGGCGGCGGGUCUGGUGUUUUGUGAGAACACUGCUUCUCUCUAUAGGACGCUAUUUCGCAAUCCGUUAGAGUUCAACCAAGCAGGGCUGAAGAAGGCCUCGGUCAGUAAGGCCAUAAAGUCGGGUAAAAAAGUGACCAGCGAUCCCAGUCCGUUUGUCCAGUUCACAGUGGGACACAAAUCUUUUGAGAGCAAGACCAGAUAUAAGACCAAUGAACCGGUGUGGGAGGAAGCCUUCACCUUCCUCAUCCACAACCCCAAAACCCAAGAGCUGGAGGUUGAGGUGAAAGAUGAGAAACACGAGUGUUCUUUGGGGACGUUGACGCUGCCUCUGAGGCAGCUGCUGGAGGCCGAGGACAUGACGCUGAGCCAGCGCUUCCCCCUCAGAAACUCUGGACCGAGCUGCACCCUCAAGAUGAAGAUGGCUCUGCGGGUGUUGUGCCUGGAUAAAGACUCUUCCUCGUCCUCAAACUCCACCCCGUCCUCAGUGCAGGUACGCAAGUCGAGCUCCUCCAACCCGACCCCGCGACCCUCCGUCUCCUCUGAGUCCCCCAAGCCUCCAUCCUCCACCUCCGACAUCCCUCGAUCGGCCUCCGUGUCGGCCCAGGACCUGCUGAACCGGCGGAGGGAAGCCGAGGAUUCUGCGAGGUCAGCGGGAAGCACGGACUUGGGGUCGGGCGGUGGAGGAUGUGGAGGUCAGAGCCUGGCGGAAACCGGGAGGAGCACCUCUAACCUGGCCAUCUCGGGCUCCCAGCAGUACCUGGCCGGAGGCAAGGAGCCGACGCCCAGCAUCGCGUCUGACAUCUCCAACCCCUACGCCGCCCAGGAGCUGCAGCACCGACUCCAGCAGCUGCAGAAUGGUUCAGGCCCCAGUUAUUUCCCGCUGGGUGAGGUCCAGCUGACGGUCCGACACAGCUCCCAGAGGAACAAGCUCAUCGUAGUCGUUCACGCCUGCAGAAACCUGAUCGCAUUCACCGAUCAGGGCUCCGAUCCUUACGUCCGUCUGUACCUGCUUCCUGACAAACGCAGGUCGGGCAGGAGGAAAACUCACACCUUCAAGAAAACCCUCAACCCAGUUUACGAUCAGACGUUCGAGUUCAGCGUUUCCCUCGUCGAGCUCCACAGACGGACUCUGGAUGUUGCGGUGAAGAACGGCGGAGGUCUGCUCUCCAAACACAAGGGCCUUCUCGGAAAGGUUCUGGUGGAUUUGACUCAUGAGGAUAUCACCAAAGGCUGGACACAAUGGUUUGAGCUGAGCGAAGACGGCCUGACGAGGCCACACCAACUAUAAGAAGUCUCCAUCGCCAUCGUUGGUAUCAUCAUAUCGCCACACUUCCACUUCAUACACUUCCACUUUAAUCUGCAGACCGCCAUGUCUUGGGUUUUAUUUUCAUUAUUUGGAACCGUAAAGGAACUGAUUGAGAAAAGCAGCUUUUGACGCUCAUUUAAUCACAUCAGUCGCAAGGCAAGCCUCCCCUUUAAGAAGUGAGUGAUUGACUCAAGGGAGUGUAAACUCGUAGAGAACUACGUAUUACAUAAUGUACCGCUAUGGAAGUCUGAAUUCCAUAUUUGUAGAAGAAACUAUAAGUCUUUUUUUUUUUUUUGGUGUUGUACCAGAGUUUCCACAAAGAACGACAAUGUACAAGUGUAAAUAAUGUACCAUGAUGCUGGACAAAACAGAGUAUGGUGUGUGUUCUGCAAAUGAGAGAGCCGUGUGGCUUCUUACUUGGCCAAAUGAUUGUUUGUAAUUUUAUUUAGUUUGAUUCAGUUUUUUCCUGUUUUUAAAUGAAAACAUUCUGGACAGCUUCUGAAGCAGAGCAGGUGGGCGAUUGCACCAAAGAGACGAGCAGUGUUUUAUGAUUUCGCCCUGGUGGGUUUUGGUAACACAACUACACACUGGUUUAUUCCCACUCAUAACCUGAGUGUAUUAACCAAGAGGAAAAACAAAACAAAAAAACUGUACGAGCAUCCGUUAUUACACUGAAAUAAGGCCAUUGUUGAGUGUUGCUAGUUUGUUUCGUGAUUUUUUUUUUUUUUUUUUUUUAAACUGAAUAUGAAUAUUUGCACAUAUGUGUUUUUUUUAAUCUGUCGGGGAUCAUGUGUAUUCAGUGUAAACGUUGCCUAAAUUCGUCUAGGGAAACGUUUUGAGUUUUUUUGUAAUAAAUACAAAACUAAAAAAAUGUAAGCAUCAAAUUGUGUAAGGAUACAAAUCAAUUAAAGGAAUAAUUUAACAUUUUGUCUCAGUUAAAUGUAGAGACACCACCAGGAGAUGGUUAACUUAGCUUAGCUUAGCAUAACAACUUGAAGCAGAGGGAAACAGCUAGCCUGACUCUGUAUGAAGGGAAACAAAUCAACCCACCAGCACCUGUAAAGCUCACAAAUUAACACGAUACAUCUUGUUUACUUAAAUUGUACAAAAUGAUAGUGAUAGUGGCCUUACUGAGAGCUGGUUAAGCCAAAGCAAGAAAAAGUUGGGUACAAAACGUCAGUAAAAGCACUAUCUGGACAAUCCCAGUGAGCUUUACAUGUCCUGGUUGUGGAUUUCCUUACCUUCAAAGCACGGCUGCAUGCCAAGCUAAGCUAACUAGAAUUUUCCCAAAAUGUUUAACUACUCCAUCGUUAAAGAGAUUCAGUUGUCAAACACAUUUUCCUCAUGUCUAUAAAGCCACUCUGUGUAGAAUAAGUUCUCAUGAUGUACCUCAAAUCAGAGAAAACCAAUUUCCGUUGUUACACUGUUAAAUAAAAAUGUUUUUCCUAUGUUUAAAUCAUCCAUGUAUUUAUAUAGUUAUGUCAUACUUGGCUCGCGGUUGCUGAAAUGCAUUUUGUCAUUCCAUUUUUUAAACUUUUUGCUUUUUGCAAUGAAUCUUAACGUAAUAGUUUAAAUCUUCCAAAGUUCCUUUUUGUAGCCCGUGAAUGUAAAAAAAAACAAACUGUACAGGAGAAACUUAAACAUCAGUACUUUAUGUGUUAAUAUUGCCUAAGACUGUGUUUUUAAACAAGACCAGUAUUUACAUGAUAAUUAAACACCUGUUCAGGUUUAAUGGGACUGGAAGGAUCGCACCAAAUUUCAGAUUUCAGAUAUUUGUGGAUUAUUUGAAAGAUGCUUUAAUCAAUGAAGACGUCUGCACAUAGUGGCUUUAAAAAGUUGAGAAAUAUUUUCUUGCAGAAUAAAUCUUUUUAAUUGCGAUUCUCACAGUGGAACUUGUUGCCACAGUGACGUUAAUGUAAACUCUGUUGCUCACAUUUUACUUAUGAAUCAACUUUGGUCUUAACUUGGUGUCAAGUGUCAUUUUCAACAUGAGAGAAAGCAGACUAAUGGUGAGAAUGAUGUUGGCUUUUAAAAAAAAAUGUAUGUAUACGCACAUCAUAUUAAACACUGCUUUGACGUUACAACACUCAACAGAACAGAAGGGAAUUAUAUCAACAACAAAAACACAGGAUAUGCAGUUCUUGAUAUCAAACACAUUAACUAAAUGCAUUUGUUGUCUUUGUGGCUCUAAACAGCCAAAGAGCAGCAAUUUUGUGUUGAUAAUGAGGUGGUUAACGUGACCUCUGACCUUCAAAACACGACAUAUAGACCUUUGCCUUGUUGUGUUCGCGUCAACAAAGUAUUUUACAUAUCUGUAUGCAAACUGCAAAUUGAUGUCUUUCCAUGUUUUUUAUUUGUGUUUUCCAGCUCUCGUCCUCUUUGUCUGGUCUCUUGUUUUAUUUUGUAAGAAACCACAAGUUUGUGUGUAAGCCAUCAGAUCCGAAAGCUAAGCCUCUGGGGUAGAGUUCGUCCUCUGAAAGGCGGGUUUUCUUCUCCGUCAUCUUAAUUUAUAUUGUGCCUUAUGAUUCACGCAACCCAGAGAUAUUUACAUGGAUGAGAACAAGCGACAAAGUGUUCCGAUGGUUCCCCAUGUUUCAGAAUGUCUUCUAAAUGUCUUUUAAAAUGAAUAAAGAGCUUUAGCUGGCUUUAGCAGCAUGAAGCUGUAGAGCA